Cuscuta campestris is the source of this 1564-nucleotide messenger RNA. The record is from the annotation of a GenBank genome assembly. NCBI's taxonomy places the organism in Eukaryota, Viridiplantae, Streptophyta, Magnoliopsida, Solanales, Convolvulaceae.
CGCCAUCAGCGGGCACUUGAAACAUCGUCAAUCGUAGAAGAAACGCCCGGCCGGCGCCGUCGCACCAAGCGGAGACACCAUUCCUGAGAUUUUCUAGUUUUUAUGCAUCUCCACCCUCCCGUAUUCAGUGUGGUGGGUAUCUAUUUCCGGCCUUUGAAUUUCGUCUCUGUUUAUGCGAGAUCGUGUUCGCCACUUGUUCGACGAAUUGACCCAAAGGGACCGGCGUGAUUGUCUGUUAUUUUGAGAUUCCCAAAUGCGAAUUUAUGCGCGCGGUGGUUUGAUAAUCUUUCUGAGUAGUCCAGUGCUUUGCUUUAUGAGGUGUUGGUUUUGCCAAAGAAUUUAGCUUCAGAAAUGAUGAACCUUGGGAGUGGAAGCUGUGGCAGAAAAACUCCUGAGGAAGUCAUUGAAUCUGAAGUUUUCCAAACCCAUCAUCACCAUAAUAAAGCUCAUCACUACCACCAUGUACCGUUUGAAGUCAUUUUGCUUGUGCUCAUAUUUUUGGUUGUCGGCCUUUCCUCUCUUGUGCUUUAUAAUUGGGCACACUAUAUACGCAUCUCUCCGAAUUCAUUUGGUCAUUUAGAUUCACUUAAUGAAGUUUCGCCAGAUACCUUUCCUCAUACAUCUCAUAUCAAUAUAGACUCCUUGGAAGGAGAUGACAACGAUUUGGUGAAAGUACUCAAAAAGGCAGCUUUUAUGGAUAAAACUGUUAUCAUUACGACGUUAAAUGCAGCAUGGGCAUCUCCAAAUUCAAUUUUUGAUUUAUUUCUGGAGAGCUUUAGAGUUGGGAACCAAACCCACCAUCUUUUGAAUCACCUGCUUGUGGUUGCAUUAGACAAGAGAGCCUAUUCUCGCUGUUUGGAAGUACACUCAUUUUGCUAUGCUCUUCGUACAUAUGGCGUGAAUUUCACAGGAGAAGCACAUUUUAUGAGUUUGAGUUAUUUGGAAAUGAUGUGGGCUAGGAUUGAUUUUCUGAGAAUUGUAUUGGAGAAGGGUUACAACUUCAUUUUCACGGACGCCGACAUAAUGUGGCUCCGAAACCCAUUUACGCAUUUCCACAAAGAUUCCGAAUUCCAAAUUGCAUGUGACCAUUUCAUCUCCAACUCGUCACCCCUAAACAUUCCCAACGGGGGUUUCAACUUUGUAAGAUCAAGCACCCGGACAGUCAGAUUCUACAAAUUCUGGUACACUUCGAAAGACAUGUACCCUGGCAGCCACGACCAAGAUGUCCUAAACAGAAUAAAGCUCCACCCGUUCUUAACCGAACUCGGCCUCCACAUUACCUUCCUGCCCACCACUCUUUUCAGUGGGUUUUGUGAACUCAGCGACGAACUCGACCUCGUCGUCACUGUUCACGCCAACUGUUGUGUCGGUCUUGAAAAUAAGAUUCACGACCUCAGACUCGUGCUCGAUGUCUGGAAAGAGUAUACAUCAAUGUCGCACGCCGAAAGGGAGGCGCCUGGCUUGGUAUUUUGGGGACUGCCACAGCUUUGUGGCAAUGUGGGAAGAAUUGCAGGAGACAUCUCAAUAGGGGUAUAAGAAAUGCCACUGUCUUAGCUGGUGAAUA